AUGCCUUCAUCCCUUGAAGCCACAGUAUCCGAAGUGGUUCUCCCCGUCGUGGACAUUUCCAAAUUUCCUAGAGAGUUGGAUGCUCAGGAACUGGACCAACUUCAAUAUCAUCCUGAAUUCGCCAAACUCAGAGAGGCCUGCAAAGAAUGGGGAUUUUUCCAACUUGUCAAUCAUGGAAUUCCAGUUGAUCUUCUGCAAAAGGCUGAGAAUGGUAGCCGUAAUUUAUUGUCCAUGCCUACCGAGGUCAAAGACAAAGCCUCAUCUGGUAAGCCAUUCGAUUCUUACUUCCGAAAAGGAAAUUAUGAGUCCUUUCACCUUCAAGACUUCACCAGUCAAGGUUCGUUUGAGCAGAUGUAUGCAAAGCUGUGUCCUGAAGGGAACCCCAAUUUAUGCGAAGCAAUGGCAAAGUACGUUUCGUGUGUCUCAGAUCUUGCACGAAAAAUCACAAGACUAAUUCUGGCAAGCCUGGGAUUGGAUGCUGAGGUUUACUACCACAAUUACUUCGAAACCUGCCGAAAAGUAUUGCGUAUAAACGGCUAUUCACUGGAAAACCUGUCCAUCGGGGAGCAGGUGCUCCUCCCCCAUACAGAUACGGGGUGCCUCACAAUUCUUUAUCAAGAUGAUGUAGGAGGCCUUCAGAUUCGAUCUCGUGACGGUGAAUGGUUCAACGUCAAACCUCUCUCUCAUUCAUUUGUUGUCAAUGUUGGGGACUCCCUCAAGGCGUGGACUAACGGCCGGUACCGCAGCGCAGAGCAUCGCGUUGUGUGUAAAGGUUGUAGAGAUCGUAUGUCAAUUGCCUUCUUCAGUUCUUUUCCUGGAGAGACAGAAAUCUGGGCACCUGAGGAGCUUGUGGACGACAACAACCCAAGGCGUUACAAGCCUUUCGUAUACUCACAAUUCAUGCAUGAAAGAAUGAGUAAUAAAGAAAGUAACGUAAGAACUGCGACUCUUGAACUAUUCGCGAACAGCAAGCGACUUUGA
Messenger RNA from Cryptomeria japonica (Japanese cedar), 981 nucleotides. RefSeq names its product 2-oxoglutarate-dependent dioxygenase DAO-like. The transcript is spliced from 4 exons. The record is from RefSeq and is a predicted model, not a curated record. The coding region runs from base 1 to 981 and encodes 326 amino acids. Gene Ontology annotation, molecular function: dioxygenase activity. NCBI's taxonomy places the organism in Eukaryota, Viridiplantae, Streptophyta, Pinopsida, Cupressales, Cupressaceae.